AUGUCGAAUAAUAAUAAUACUACGGAAAAUAAUUCAAUGCCAUCAGUUGAACACACAAUUGUUACGAUAAAUCAACAAACAGAAAUACCAGCAACAAUACAGCCAGCACCAUUAGAUGAACCACCACCUGCUUAUGAAAUAACUUCAUCUCCAAAUAAUCAUGAGACUGUACAUGUUGCUGAUGCGUCUACAACUGUUGAAGCGCCACCACCUUAUUGUCUUGUUGAUCCCAGUAAAAUACGUAAUAUGGAUCAUAUACCACAUCAUCCUCAUAUAACACCAGUCGAAAUUAUUGAUCUUAAUGUCAAUAAUAAUACUAGAAAUGAACAAUCAUGUCGUCAUAAUAAUCGUCCAACCGUAGCUACGUGGUUCGUAUCUGGUUCAAAUAUGGACAUUGGUACAGAUUGUACAUUUCUGAUGGCAUUUAUUAUUGCUUUCUUUUUCAAUUGGCUUGGUUUUCUUGCUGUUGUUUGUCUUAUACCAACAAUUGCUGCUCGUUUUGGUGCCAUGUCUGGUUUUGGUUUAAGUGUUGCUAAAUGGAUAACUGUAAUGCGUUAUCAUGAAUUUAAUAAUACAUCGUUUAUGAAUCAUAAUAUGCCAUCAACAUUAUCACAUAGAACAUCAGUUUAUGAUCCAGCACAAAAUUUUCUUUUUGCUAUUGUUUUAUUUGCUGGAUUUUUUCUUUUUAUUCGUGGUUUAUUAUCAUAUAUAGCAAUUAAAAAUCGUGCUAAUCAACAAGGACAAACAGCUGGAGUUUUUACUUGGUACUAA
Rotaria sp. Silwood1 is the source of this 771-nucleotide messenger RNA. NCBI's taxonomy places the organism in Eukaryota, Metazoa, Rotifera, Eurotatoria, Philodinida, Philodinidae. The record is from the annotation of a GenBank genome assembly.